This is a messenger RNA of Bombus pascuorum, 432 nucleotides long. RefSeq lists its product as uncharacterized. The record is from RefSeq and is a predicted model, not a curated record. The coding region runs from base 1 to 432 and encodes 143 amino acids. NCBI's taxonomy places the organism in Eukaryota, Metazoa, Arthropoda, Insecta, Hymenoptera, Apidae. The transcript has 3 exons.
AUGAAUAGAGCUACACUAGAAGCGCGAUUCUUAAAGAUAACGAAAAUAUUCGCGAAACUGAAUGGGGUUUGGCCAGAUCAAAAUAAAGUAAAAUUCAUUUUAUGGGCUAUGGUGUAUAUUACUAUGGGAUCGUCUAUCAUUGUACAGGUAGCGAGAGUCAUACAUAUAGGUAGUUUGGAAGUUGUGAUAGAGCAGUCGUCCUUAAUAGGUGCGGGAUUUCUCAUGAUCAUAAAACAUGGUAACUAUGUUCUGAACGCAAAAAAGCUCAAAUCCCUUUUGAAUGACAUGUCCGAGGACUGGGCAAUCGAUCGUUUGAAAGAAGAAUUUGCCAUCAUGACCACAUACGCUAAUAGAGGAAGCAUGCUUGCGAUGUUCUACUUUAGUAAGUCGAUAUACGUACUUGAAAAAGUCAAUCGCAAUUCUAGUCGAUAA